Messenger RNA from Suillus bovinus, 1396 nucleotides. Its product is annotated as putative autophagy protein Atg27. NCBI's taxonomy places the organism in Eukaryota, Fungi, Basidiomycota, Agaricomycetes, Boletales, Suillaceae. Bases 55 to 981 code for a protein of 308 amino acids. The record is from RefSeq and is a predicted model, not a curated record. The transcript is spliced from 5 exons.
CUUGCUCAACGUUUACCCUAGUUCAUCAUCUCUUCUGGUUCCGCACAUAUCACCAUGAUCUUCCAGCACUUCAUACCUCAGUCAUUACCUUCCAACCUGUUGUCCUUACUUGUUUUAUUAUCUUCCACAGUUCUUGUAACAGCGGAAGACUUUGAUUGUCAUUAUGUGUCGACUGGAGGGUCGAAAUGGGACCUGACGCCGCUGAAGGGCUCGCACACAGUGUCCAGGACACGAGACUCGCCGCCUACAACUAUGGUCGAUGAACUCAGAUUCAAUUUGUGCAAGAACUUGAAACCAAUGCAUGGUGUGUCAGAUGAUGAACAGUGCCCGACUGGAACAAGGGCAUGUUUGAGGAAGAUAAACAAGAAAUCCGAGUCUACAGACCGGGUGAUUGCUGUCAUACCUGUCGCGUCGACAUCCGACAUUGAGCCAGUACUCUCACAGCUUGAUUCGCCGAAAGGUCUCUCUUUGACAUUUAGCGGAUCCCGAUACCCCUCCUCCUCUGAUGCUUUACAAUUCAUCAAUUUCUCUCUCUUUUGUGCCGACGAUGCAGACCCCAAAGCAGACCCCACAUUCGUCUCAUAUGAGAAUGGAGUAGUACGUGUCGAUUGGAGUUCACCCGCAGCGUGUGCUUUACCGGAUGAUCAACCUCCUCCACAAACCCCUCCACAAGCCCCACCAGAAGAUGAGGAUGACGAAGACACGCCUGCGGAUGAAGGCGGUGGAGAGAGCGACGCGAAACCAGCGAAGAGAGGCAGUGGACUUGGGUUCUUCUUCCUUGUCCUCCUACUAGCAUUUGCAACAUACUUCAUACUAGGUGCAUACUACAACUAUUCCACAUAUGGUGCUCGCGGCGUGGAUCUUAUACCACAUCGAGAUUUCUGGCGCGAAGUGCCAUACAUGUUGCAAGACGUUGUAUCUCAUCUGUGUUCAACGGUUCGACCACAACGGUCGACUCGUGGAGGGUAUAUUGCCGUAUGAUGAUCACGUUCUGUUUUCUGGGACAUCUUUCUAUUCGAGUGUUUCAGAUUUAGACAUGGUACAUGCAUUUUGAUUUAAUUACCCUAACGCCUUACUACUGCGAAACUACGCUGGAAACAGAAUGGAGGUGCGAGGUGAUUAGAGAUGUAAUGUCGUUCUGAAAUCGAUUCAGAUGGAAUUCACGAGGUCCGGUUAAAUUUUAGUAAUGUUGCUGGGAACAACGCAGCGGCUGUCUCACUGAGUAGCUCCUAUGGCCCAUCGGUUUUUAUUUACCCCUCGCUGUAACACCACUGACUUUAAGGCCUGUUAUAGCUCGAGCGCCUAUUUGAAUUUGGGGGCUAGAGGCCCAUCAACAGCCGCCCCUCGGACAUGUACCCGUAGUCCGCAGGCAUUUGUUGUGAUUUGAGCUAUUGAC